AGGUUUUGAAUUUGUCUGCUUACCACUGACUACUAGACCAACACAUUGCCGUUUGCUGCCGAUUCUUCUGUCAUCGUCUUUGUCGGUUCCUGCAACAUAGGGGAAGGAGUCACAUACCUCCAACAUCGAUCGUGUAUCUGUUCAAGAGUUCAUUUCAUUUCAUUUUUAUAAUAAGAUUGUGUGUUCUGUCAUGGACGACUAGACACCCGUCAUGGGAUGUCCAGCAGAGAGAAAGACUUGAAUGGACACAACCUGUGGUUACAUUUUUAUGUUGGAUUUCACACUGAUUAUUUGUUAAGGUCCAAAGAAACCACCAUUUGUCAUUUAAAAAUGUGUUUAGGUCAGUGUAGCUGUGGUGUAUUUCUUAGUGAUCCAGGAUGAGCUUCAAGAGCUGCCGUGGAGGAAUCUCAUCAGAUUCAUCUUGUUCAUCCAAACAAGCUUUGUUUGUUUGUGGCUUGUUUUAUGCAUCACAUUAUGUUCAUGCAGUUUUAGUUCACUGCACGUGUCACCAUUUCUGUGAAGACCCUUGUUGUGUAAUCGAGUCAUCUUGUAAGGACAUGAAUCAUGAUUGAUGAGGAAUUUUUUUUCGUAAGGUUAGAUGUUUGUGUAAUCUUAUUUGUCUUGCUCACACAGUUCAUCUUCUGCAAGCACACAGGGUAUUCAAGCCUUUCUCUCCUCUGGACAUCCCUUUCCCCAGUUUUUUGUUAAAUGGAAAUUAUACAAAACAGUGCAUUCCUGAGGGGUUUGUGUCGCAAUAGCGCCCCUGCAGAUUUACAGUAUGAUAAUUCAUCUGAACUCUUUCGUAUAUCCACGUAUGCUAAGUUCCCCACCACUGCUCUGGUGACGGAGCGGAGUCUCGCUCGAGCAGGCUUUUAUUACACCGGAGUGGGCGACCGUGUCCAGUGUUUCCGCUGCAAUAUGACGGCUGACAACUGGCAGUCCGGUGACUGCCCUGCCGAGCGCCACAAACAGCUGUCUCCCAACUGCAGCUUCAUCCAGAGUUUACCUGCCACCGCAAACCUCCUGUCGUCCUCCCACUCAGCCUUUUCCCCACUUCGCAACAUAGCCGUCCUGCAGCUGUCCGCCCCUGCAACCGCAGGAGCGUCGACCACUGCGGCAUCUGUUUCUGGCCAGACAGAGGAGCAGGUGGGUUACCUAAACAUGGGAUUCACCAACCUGGCACCCUCCAGUCCCAUUUCCUCCCGUGGAGUGGAGGAUAUGUCUCACCAGCGACCACCGGCUUUUCAUAAUCCCAGUAUGCGUCGGGAACAGGAGCGCCUUGACACGUUUCAGAAUUGGACUCUUGCUACUGUAACUCCAGCUGAGCUUGCCAAAGCUGGUUUCUAUUACCUUGGCCAGGGCGACAGGGUGGCUUGCUUCAGUUGUGGCGGCCAGCUCAACAACUGGGAACCAGGAGACCGGGCGGUAUCUGAGCACCUGAGGCAUUACCCCAACUGCCGCUUUGUUCGAGGCGACCGUGCAGAUAACAUACCGUUAUCUGGUGGCGGCCUUUCCAAUGUAUCCAACUCGGCAAUGCAACAGUGUGAAGAAAGGCUGCUUACGUUUGUCAACUGGCCCUCGAGAAUACCUGUUCGACCAGACCAAUUGGCUAAAGCUGGUUUUUACUAUGUUGGUCGUAACGAUGAUGUGAAGUGCUUUUGUUGUGAUGGUGGACUCAGAUGUUGGGAAUCUGGUGAUGAUCCAUGGGUAGAACAUGCUAAGUGGUUUCCAAGAUGUGAAUACUUGUUGCAAGAAAAGGGCCAAGAAUUUGUUCAUCAGAUUCAAGCAAGAUUUCCAAGACUAUUUGAACAGCUCUUGACUAAUGGAGACAGCAACUCGAGAGAAUUUAUUGAUCCACCUGUUGUACACCUGGGUCCUGGAGAAGACCGUUCAGAAGAUGCAGUGAUGAUGAACAAUCCCGUGGUAAAGUCUGCUUUAGAGAUGGGAUUUGAGCGUAGCCUGGUGAAGCAAACAGUCCAGAGCAAAAUUCUUACAAGUGGAGAGAAUUACAAAACUGUUCAAGAAUUGGUGUCUGAUUUACUAAGUGCAGAAGAUGAGAAGAGAGAGGAGGAGCGAGAGCUUCUUGCAGAGGAGAUGGCCUCAGAUGGUUUUACUUUCCUUAAGAAACAUCAUGCUGCCUUGACACAGCGUCUAAAAAGCGUCCAGAGCUUAAUGGAUCAUCUUCUGGAGGAGAACGUCAUUUCACAGAAAGAGUAUGACACUAUUCGUAACUGCACUUCAGUCAAGCAGCAGACAGGGCAGCUCAUUGAUUUAGUCCUGUUGAAAGGAAAUGCCGCAGCAGAGGUUUUCCGCAACUGGAUCAAGAAGAAUGAUGUGUACCUGCUGAGAGAACUGAUGGCCCAGACAAAUGAAGCUGCAUCACCGAGUCAAGAUCUUUCAGACUUGCCUAUGGAGGAACAGUUGAGAAGACUUCAAGAGGAGCGCACAUGCAAAGUUUGCAUGGACAAGGAGGUCAACAUUGUCUUCAUCCCCUGUGGUCACCUAGUGGUAUGCAAAGAGUGUGCACCUUCUUUACGCAAGUGCCCCAUAUGUAGAGGAUUGGUUAAAGGCACUGUCCAUACUUUCCUAUCAUAAAAUGAAUAGUUAUCCAUUGAUAAGUAACAAAAUAAGUGACUGGAUUUACAAAUUGUAUUCUUUAAUUAAAAUUCACAAUGUGAAUAAAAAUUCAACGUGUUUCUGAAUUAAAUUAAACCGUGAAACUGAA
Molecule: messenger RNA, 2725 nt
Organism: Sinocyclocheilus grahami
Lineage: Eukaryota; Metazoa; Chordata; Actinopteri; Cypriniformes; Cyprinidae
Product: baculoviral IAP repeat-containing protein 2-like
Exons: 9
Coding region: 709-2595 (628 amino acids)
Biological process (GO): negative regulation of apoptotic process; negative regulation of necroptotic process; regulation of cell cycle
Cellular component (GO): cytoplasm; nucleus
Molecular function (GO): ubiquitin protein ligase activity; cysteine-type endopeptidase inhibitor activity involved in apoptotic process
Source: RefSeq, a predicted model, not a curated record